Juglans microcarpa x Juglans regia is the source of this 1894-nucleotide messenger RNA. Its product is annotated as protein DETOXIFICATION 27-like. Lineage: Eukaryota; Viridiplantae; Streptophyta; Magnoliopsida; Fagales; Juglandaceae. The transcript is spliced from 8 exons. Gene Ontology annotation, biological process: xenobiotic detoxification by transmembrane export across the plasma membrane. Gene Ontology annotation, cellular component: membrane. The coding region runs from base 124 to 1653 and encodes 509 amino acids. The record is from RefSeq and is a predicted model, not a curated record. Gene Ontology annotation, molecular function: xenobiotic transmembrane transporter activity; antiporter activity.
GCAAAAGUACUCUAGCCUUCCGAGAAAAUCUUUAUAUCUUGCGCUCGAAGUCCACCGCCUAAAAUAACCUACUCGUCUCUCGUUUUCCGUGGCCAUUAGGAAGAAGCCGCUCCCAAUUCUCUAAUGGGGAGUCUCAUCCGCAGAGAUGAUGACGUUGAUAUUAAUCAACCUCUAGUACCGGAAUCAACCUCACACCCUGGAUCAAAAGCGUCAGCAUCCGAAGAAGAAGAUCAAGAAACGUCUAAACAACUUGCAUCCAGGAUCUGGAUAGAAACCAGGAAGCUAUGGAAAAUCGUGGGUCCUGCCAUCUUCAGCCGCGUUGUUUCCUACAGCAUGAACGUUAUCACCCAAGCCUUCGCCGGCCACCUUGGCGAAGUUGAACUCGCUGCCAUUUCCAUUGCCAACACUGUUAUCGUCGGCUUCAAUUUUGGCCUUCUGUUGGGGAUGGCAAGCGCAUUAGAAACGCUUUGUGGGCAAGCAUUUGGGGCCAAGCGAUACCGGAUGCUGGGAAUAUAUCUGCAACGGUCAUGGAUAGUGCUCUUCCUCUGUUGUUUCCUGCUAUUACCUUUUUACAUUUUCGCCUCCCCGAUUCUGAAACUCCUAGGACAGCCCGACGACGUGGCGGAGUCGUCAGGGUUGGUGGCCUGUUGGCUAAUUCCCUUGCACUUUAGCUUUGCGUUUCAGUUCCCAUUGCAGAGAUUCUUGCAGUCACAGCUCAAGAACAUUGUGAUUGCUUGGGUUUCUUUAGCGGGUCUACUUGUUAAUGUGUUGAUGAGUUGGCUCUUAAUUUAUGUAUUCGAUUUUGGGCUUGUGGGUGCUGCUGUUUCUUUGGAUGUCUCGUGGUGGGUCUUGGUUUUUGGAUUGUAUGGCUAUACCGUGUGUGGUGGGUGUCCUUUGACUUGGUCCGGAUUCUCUAUGGAAGCUUUUUCUGGACUUUGGGAGUUUCUCAAACUCUCAGCUGCUUCUGGAGUCAUGCUUUGCUUGGAGAAUUGGUACUACAGAAUACUAAUUCUAAUGACUGGAUUCUUGCAGAAUGCUACUCUUGCUGUGGAUGCCUUGUCUGUCUGCAUGACGAUCAAUGGAUGGGAGCUAAUGAUUCCUUUGGCUUUCUUUGCCGGCACCGGAGUCCGGGUUGCCAAUGAGCUUGGAGCUGGGAAUGGUAAGGCAGCAAAAUUUGCAACAAUUGUCUCCGUGACACAGUCUUCUGUGAUUGGUGUAUUCUUCUGCGUGCUGAUCAUGAUCCUUCAUAACAAGAUCGCAUAUAUAUUCAGUUCCGAUACUGAUGUGCUCGAUGCAGUUGAUAAGCUAUCAUUAUUGUUAGCCGCCACCAUUCUUCUUAACAGCGUUCAACCUGUUUUAUCAGGAGUGGCUGUUGGAUCGGGAUGGCAGGCAAUGGUUGCAUAUAUAAAUCUAGGGUGCUACUACAUAAUUGGACUCCCACUUGGAAUUCUAAUGGGAUUGGUCUUCGACUUUGGAGUUAUGGGAAUAUGGGGUGGAAUGGUUUUUGGAGGGACUGCCGUCCAAACAGUGAUUUUGGCUGUCAUAACAAUUCGAUGCGAUUGGGAAAAACAGGCUGAGAUAGCCCAGCAGCGUGUAAACAAAUGGACAAGUACUCCUAAACAAGAAGAUGAUCAAACCGAGGUCCAAAACUAAGAUGAUCAUCUGUUUCAUUAAUGAAAUAUUGGCACUUGUCGUUGAAAGAACCUCAUGCGGAUCUACAGCUAUCCUCUUUCUCCACCUUGUACUAAUAUCUAUUGUCCUGCUCAUCCAGUUUUGGAUGAUUUAAUAUUUUUUGGAGAUGUUUUCUUUAUAUUAGGAAGCGGUUUUAUAUUAAUCAUAUUGGAGAUGAGUAUAUUCAUGUAUGAGAAAUGUUUUAAUCUUAAAAGAAAUCUCA